AAGACAGUUUAUUUUUUUGUGGUUAUUGUCCCGAGGUUCCCGCUUCAUCUCACCUCUGUAUUCCUUUGCUCCCCGAAACGCCUUUCCUCAAACACACACUCCAAAAAUCCACCGGCGCGUGAACUACACUCUCUCUCCUUAAACCGUAACAUCUCUUCUCUUUCACAAAAUAUUUUAGCUUUCAAUAGGUUUUCCCGAUAUGAGUACGGAAACAAAGCCAGUAGUUACCUCGCUUAGGUCAUACGAGUUGAAACCAGUUGCUUUUGAAGCUGCUUCUAUACCUGAACUGAUUACUUAUUUAAAAUCCGCUUUUCGUGAUAAGGAAUUCUCUCUAGUUGAGAGAAUUCUUAUCGAUCGCGAAAAACAACUGAAUGCUGAAAUUGAGAAUCUUAAGAAGUAUAUUGAUUUCGUGAAAAUAGGGAGAGAUGACGUGGAAAUGCUAAGUUAUGACAAGGAAUUGAAGGAUAUGGAGAGGAAACAUGAGGAAAUGAAAAAGGAAAAAGAUGAAAUUGAGGCAAAUUUAAAGAGGAAAUGUGAAAAAGGUGAAUUUGAGGCAAAAUUGAAGAGGAAAUGUGAGGAACUGAAAAAGGAAAGAGAUGAAGUUGAGGAAAAAUUGAAGAGGAAAUGUGAGGAUUUACAAAAUGAAAAAGAUGAAGUUGAGGUGAAAUUGAAGAUGUAUAUUGAAAAAUUCAAGGAGUUGGAAGUUAGAAUGUUGCUUUUGGAGGAGGAUACGGCGAAAAAACAUGCUGUGGAUGUAUCGGUGAUACAAAAAUUGGUGGAAGAUUUGGAAGCCGAUAUGGAUGAUGAUGUUGUAGAAGUGAAUAGUCAAGCUCAGUUAACUCCUAGGGCAGAUGCAGUGGAGGAGGAUGAUGUUGUAGAAAUGAAUUGUCAAGCUUCUGGUGCUGAUGAGAAGCGGCUUUCACCUAGGGUUUUGAUUGAUUCGACUGGAAAUGGAAGUGAUAAAUCAGGAGAUAAAGGCCCUCCCCCUGUCAACAUGACUUGUGAGAAUAGAGCGCCUAUUGUAGAUCUAUCAGCAUGUGAAGCAGGAGACUGCGUUAAGAAUAACUUGAAUAAAGUAUUUGGCGUGGCUGGGUCUUCAACUGUUGUUCACAUUAAUGACAGCGAUGAUGAGAAUGCAAAGGCUUGUGUUUCAAACAGUAAUGCUGUAGGCAGGAAUUUAACUUCUCCACACAAGAUAAAAGAAGAGGAUAUAAAGGGAACUCCAUUGUCCAAAAGGAAAAGAAGCUUAAGUGAGAGUGACCAUGGGGAUAGCUCAGUUGGCACACAAAAGACAAGAUCUAUUCAAGAAUUAGAUCGUGAUGGAAAACUGCCCUUUGCUCAUGAAAAUUCCCAUAAAGCAGCAUUCGUAAGAAGAUGUGAUGACAAAGAUGGGGGGAAGUCUUAUUCUCAACUUUCUUCCAGAAGAUCUGAUUUAUACAAGCUUGAUAUUGGUGAUGAUAGUUCUUCAGAGUCAGAUGAUCCAUUGAGUGACAAAAGUAUGAAUUUGUUAAUCAAAAGAAUUAUAAAGCGUGAAAUGUUCUCAUCGGAAGAUGAUUUAAGAUCGUCCUUUGAGAAAGACCCCGAACUUUGUAUGAAGGCGAUAUGUGCACUUUAUAGGCAAAAAAUUUCUCCAAACAUCUCCUCCAAGGGCCUUCAUUUUACCAAGAGUCAGGGGUUGAGUCAAUCUGAUAAAAUCAGCAUAGCUGCUUUGGGUGAAUAUCUGAUCGACGGGGAUCGAGAAAAUAAACUCAGAAAAGCCGUGGAAGAAGUACGUCCAAAGGAUCAUGCCGAAUGUAAAAGAUUAGCUACUAAAUACUGCUAUCAACUAUAUCAGAUAUACCUUAGCAAGGAGGAUCCUUUGUUUAGCCAAAUCUCAAAGUUCUAGUUUAGCAGAAAGGUGAUCUGCCUUUCUGCUACACAUAUGCUGUUGCAGAGGAAAAACUAUACUAAUAUGAACUCUCAGUCCCCAACUAUUGCUGCACAAGAUGGAACCUUUUGCUGUCUCUGGAAGUUUUACAAAAGUUGGUAACCACGAUGACUUGUUGAUUCCUAUUUUGUGACUUUGAUGUGGAUAACUGAUUAUGGAUAGUUAACAACUGAUAUAUAUAUAUAUAUAUAUAUAUAUAUAGGUUUUCAUGGUCAUAGAUGAUACUAGAAAUGUAAAAAGAUAGGAGUUGUGCUUCUGCCAGUUUGGGUUUUUUGUAUCCCCAUGAUGAAGACUCGUUCUCUUUUGUAUGUAAGGUUCUUAUAUUGGGCGCUUUUGGCUUCGUGUCACCU
This is a messenger RNA of Lycium barbarum (goji berry), 2277 nucleotides long. RefSeq lists its product as uncharacterized. Lineage: Eukaryota; Viridiplantae; Streptophyta; Magnoliopsida; Solanales; Solanaceae. The record is from RefSeq and is a predicted model, not a curated record. Bases 200 to 1885 code for a protein of 561 amino acids. The transcript has 5 exons.